Messenger RNA from Phytophthora sojae, 252 nucleotides. RefSeq lists its product as hypothetical. The transcript has 2 exons. Bases 1 to 252 code for a protein of 83 amino acids. NCBI's taxonomy places the organism in Eukaryota, Oomycota, Peronosporomycetes, Peronosporales, Peronosporaceae. Gene Ontology annotation, cellular component: mitotic spindle; DASH complex. Gene Ontology annotation, biological process: mitotic cell cycle. The record is from RefSeq and is a predicted model, not a curated record.
AUGGCGGGCAGCAAGAACGAGGAGGUGGCGGCGCUCGAGGCGCUGCGCGACUCGUCCGCGGAGCUGGUGCGCUACCUGGACAGCAUCAACGAGAAGCUGCUUCAGAUGAAUCAGCAGAACGAGAUGUCGCUGCGUGUGCUGGAGAACUGGUCCAGCGUCAUCGCCAUCUCCAAGGUUAGCUCGGCGUCUGCAGCGGCAGCGUCGGCCGGAAAGCCGCAGGCGGAGAAGGAGCUCGUGCGGACCUCACCCUAG